Ascochyta rabiei is the source of this 2082-nucleotide messenger RNA. Its product is annotated as Golgi transport complex subunit 6. The transcript is spliced from 2 exons. Gene Ontology annotation, biological process: intra-Golgi vesicle-mediated transport. The record is from RefSeq and is a predicted model, not a curated record. Gene Ontology annotation, cellular component: COG complex. NCBI's taxonomy places the organism in Eukaryota, Fungi, Ascomycota, Dothideomycetes, Pleosporales, Didymellaceae. Bases 1 to 2082 code for a protein of 693 amino acids.
AUGUCGACGAGUUAUUUUCAGGAGCGUAGCACUCCCGCAUCACAGACUGGCAUGUCUCCUGCUUCACCUCAGGUAGGAGCAGGUUCACGAGGAGUCAAUGCACUCUCCAGUCGAAUUACCAGCGUCCUGUCUGCUUCGUACGCAGAUUUGGAGAUUCGAGGGGCUCUGGAAACCAUAGAUGAGCGCAAUAUCCAAAACACAGCGGAGACCAGACGACAGAUCCGACUCGAUGUCCAGAAGGACGUGAUCGAGUGUAAUGGCGAGAUUGUCAAAGACUUUGGGCAGGUUGCGGAGCAACUAAGGCGUAUUGGUGCAGCCAUCACCAGCUUGAACAGCUCCUGUGCUGAUAUGCGUGCACACAUUUCCACUGCAGCCCGCGAGACUGGCCCUGUUCUGGAAGAAGCUACAAGCCUCAUCAAUCAGAGGAAACAGAUCGAGACGAAGCAUCAGAUCCUGAACGCUUUCAGCUCGCACUUCCGAAUUACCGAAGAGCAGGCCACUGUCUUGACAUCGACUGCAGAGCCGGUAAAUGAAGAGUUCUUCCAGGUCUUGACACGUGUGAAGAAGAUCCAUCACGACUGUCAGGUACUGCUGGGGACUGAAGACCAACGACUAGGCCUGGAAAUCCUAGAGCAGAGCUCCAAGCAGCUCAAUGGAGCGUUCCAGAAGCUAUAUCGCUGGAUACAGCACGAAUUCAAGACUUUGGACUUGGAGAACCCCCAGAUCAGCGCGUCUGUACGUCGGUCGUUGCGAGUCCUCGCAGAACGGCCCACCUUGUUCCAGAGCUGCCUCGAUUCUUUUGCCGAAGCACGAGAGGCAAUCCUGUCCGAUUCUUUCCACGCGGCCCUGACUGGCUCCAAUUCGGGCACGUCGCACAUUGCCACUAAGCCCAUCGAAUUCUACGCGCAUGAUCCGUUGCGUUACGUCGGUGAUAUGCUCGCUUGGGCGCAUUCGGCCACCGUAUCUGAGAGGGAAGCCUUGGAAGUCCUCUUCGUUUCUGACGGCGAUGAGAUCAGCCGCUCGAUACAGGCCGGGUUAGAGAGCGAGCCGUGGCUCAAAGGCGAAGGCGAGCAGGAAGUGUUCGAUGGCAAGAAGGCCUUGAACCAGCUGGUCAGUCGUGAUUUGACGGGCGUUGCGCGACUUUUGCGGCAGAAGACCGAGCAGGUCAUCCAGAGCCACGAAGAUGCAACGCUCGCCUACAAGAUCGCGAACCUGAUCGGCUUCUACAAAGGCACAUUCCUCAAGCUACUCGGUCAAGAUUCGGAUGUUCUGGCCCUGUUCGACACUCUGCAAGCCUCGGCGAUGCGUCAAUUCCGUGCCAACAUGCGCGAUCAUGUUGCUACUGUUCAAAGCGAGCUGGCAGUCGCACCCGCCGACCUCUCCCCUCCCGACUUCCUGGAAGAAGCCUUGCAAACCCUCAAAGUGCUGGCCAAGAGCUACGAUACCUCUGUAACAGCUCUGAACGAGUCGAGUAGCGACUUCGAAGCCGUGCUAGCCGAAGCCCUCGAUCCCUUCCUCGGCGGCUGCGUGAACCUCCAAAAGGGCAUGGAGCAGCCCAACGGCGCCAUCUUCGCCAUCAACUGCCUCCUCGCUGUGAAGGAAGCACUCUCGGGAUUCAAAUUCGCUGCAGAGCGAGUUGCCGAGAUGGGCGAGACAAUCGACGAACACGUCGCUGCUCUCGUGGACUACCAACACCAGUACCUGAUCCACGAGUCCGGCCUCAUCACGCUACACGAAGCACUCUCCGCCGUUAGCGAUGCGCCAGAGAGCCUUGGGACGAUCCCGCAACUCGCCGCUUUCAAGCCCGAGGCCCUGGUCUCCACCAGCCAGCAGCUCGACGAGUUCUUACCCUCGGCGCUCAUCGACGCUGCAGAGAACCUGAAGCUGCUUCGCAACAGGACGACGGUGCAACAAGUCACCGAGGAGGCGGCGGCCAAGUUCUGCGAGGACUUUGAGUUUGUGGAGCGCAAGAUCGUGGCGGCGGACGAGCUACUGUACGACGAAGAUGAUGAAGAGGCGGAGCCGGGGCUUAGGGAUUUGUUCCCUCGCACGAGUGGUGAGAUUAGAGUGUUGCUCAGCUAG